CUGAUCCCAGCUCUGCUAUUCGACACAACCCGAGUCGUGAUCGUUUGGUGUUGUCGUGGGUGGACAUCCGCCUCCCCCAGUUUACCUCACCGUCAUCAACCCCCACCUGCUCGGCGCUGAGAUCAUUGUCCAGUUCUCCACAGGUCACUCACGACCACUUUCGUUGUUCAUUACUGAUCGACCAGCUGGUUUUCGUUUCGUCGAGUAAAACGGACGCCGAAAGACGUCGAAAGUGUAUCACCGAGAAGGUUAGACUAGGCGGGUGUUGUUCUUGUUGUUGUUUGUGGUGGGGGUGGAUUUUCCCUUUUUCUUCCGUUCCCGGCCCCCGGGGAAAUACCGUGCACGACGUCACGUGAGUAAUGUAUCGGAACUAUGACCCGCGUGGGAAGUAGCUCGGACGGAGGCAGUGCUUCCAGGUGGCGGAGACAUUUCUCGGGGUGAGAGCGAGAGACCACGAAAGGGAGCCGGAGAGAGGCUAGGCUAGGCCAAGCUAGUUGGGUUAGCUGGCUAGUUCGAGGAAGUUGGGCGAGUCGGGACACAGAGUUUAAAAAUAGAGUCCGAGACGGGUGAUUCUCCGACGUUUGGACUCUGAGGAGAAGUAACAUUAAGCAGCUUUGUUGAGCCGAGCUGUCAACAAAAGGCUCCCCAUCCGCUUGUUCUGGUUCGGAAGCUCUUCCGUACCUCAACAUGGAUUUAAAGACGGCGGUGUUCAACGCGGCCAGAGACGGAAAGCUCCGCUUGCUCGAAAAGCUCCUGGAGAACAAAGAUGUACGCGAGGUGACCAAACUGAUGGGCGAGAAGACGAACGGUGCCACGCCGCUCCUCAUGGCCUCACGUUACGGCCACCUGGACCUGGUGGAGUACCUGCUCGAGUGCUGCCGGGCGCCCGUCGAGGUCGGUGGCUCGGUCAACUUCGACGGGGAGACCAUCGAGGGCGCUCCGCCGCUGUGGGCCGCGUCGGCCGCCGGCCACCUGAAGGUGGUGCAAUCGCUGCUCGGCCACGGAGCCUCGGUGAACAGCACAACCCUGACCAACUCGACCCCGCUGCGGGCGGCUUGCUUCGACGGCCACCUGGACAUUGUCAAGUACCUGGUGGAGCACAAGGCCGACCUGGAGGUGGCCAACAGGCACGGCCACACUUGCCUCAUGAUAUCCUGCUACAAGGGACACAAGGAGAUAGCGCAGUACCUGCUGGAGAGAGGAGCCGACGUCAAUAGGAAGAGUGUCAAAGGUAAGCCCGCGGCAGUUAACUGAGCAUGCCUAAGGUUCCUGUGCCGUUGAGAAGCAGCUCACGAACCAAGAAUCCCCUUUAAUGAUAUACAGUUCCAUUUACAGAAAUGUAAUGAAUAGGCUUUACACUAUCAGGAUUUUGGAGCUGAUCAGCGUGUUUAAAAAAAAAAA
Molecule: messenger RNA, 1401 nt
Organism: Hippocampus comes (tiger tail seahorse)
Lineage: Eukaryota; Metazoa; Chordata; Actinopteri; Syngnathiformes; Syngnathidae
Product: protein fem-1 homolog C-like
Exons: 1
Coding region: 688-1254 (188 amino acids)
Biological process (GO): ubiquitin-dependent protein catabolic process
Cellular component (GO): ubiquitin ligase complex
Molecular function (GO): protein binding
Source: RefSeq, a predicted model, not a curated record